Messenger RNA from Thlaspi arvense, 954 nucleotides. NCBI's taxonomy places the organism in Eukaryota, Viridiplantae, Streptophyta, Magnoliopsida, Brassicales, Brassicaceae. The record is from the annotation of a GenBank genome assembly.
AUGUUUGUGUACACACUGGAACGAGACAGGCAACAAAACCGGGUUGGUCUCAAGUCACAAGCCAAUCAUUGGUGGGAGUUUUUCCACUUCACUUUAGCUGAAACCCUAAUUGACCAAUCUGACGGAUCCAUAUACGGCGCCGUUUUCGAGUACAAACUCUUUUCCUACAAUUACCAUAUUCAUUCGAAGCCACCUCCUCGUCACGUGAUAGCGUUCCGAGGCACGAUCAUGAAGCGGCAUUCUCGGUCAUGUGACCUUAAGCUCGACCUACGUUGCAUCCGCGACAGCCUCCACGACAGCACUAGAUUCGUGCAUGCCAUAGAGGUGAUCCAAACCUCGGUGGCUAAAACCGGCAAUGCAGCCGUAUGGCUCGCCGGACAUUCUCUCGGAGCCGCCGUGGCUUUGCUCGCCGGAAAGAUCAUGACGAGAUCUGGUUUCCCUCUCGAGUGUUACCUAUUCAAUCCUCCUUUCUCGUCGAUUCCGAUUGAGAGGCUAGUGAAGAGCGAGAGGCUUAAACAUGGAGUUCGAUUCGCCGGAAGCCUAGUCAAAGCCGGAGUAGCCAUCGCCAUCAAGGGUCGCCACCAUCACAAUAAGGGCCAAGAAGACGACUCGUUCAUGAAACUAGCAUCAUGGAUACCUUAUUUGUAUGUGAAUCCUUCAGAUCCAAUCUGCUCAGAAUACAUUGGUUAUUUCAAGCACAGAAACAAGAUGUUUGAGAUCGGAGCUGGAAAAAUCGAGAGGAUCGCUACGAGGAACUCGCUUAGGAGUUUGUUGUCCGGAGGAGGAGGAGGUUCGUGUUCGGAUUCUUCAUCGGAGCCUCUUCAUCUUUUACCAUCGGCGUAUAUGACGAUCAACACUAGCAAAUCGCCUGAUUUUAAGAGAGCUCAUGGGAUCCAUCAAUGGUGGGAUCCUAUAUUCUGUGGUGAAUAUGUCUUGCACCAGUUUAACCAAUGA